UGGAGCCGGCACUGUGAGGAGUGGGUGAAUCCCCAAUCUGGGAGUGCUGCCCGGGGCAAGCGCGUCACCUGAAUGACGGGAUAUGAGACAAUGAAGCAACUAGGGACGGUGGGGAUAAAACGAGUGCAAGUCACGCAAGUGGAAACGCGUGUGCGAUGACGAACAGCGCAAGUGACAGAGAAGAGGUAAAGCAGAGAAAAGUUACUUAGUUAAUUGGAGUGCCGGAAAAGAAAACACCAUUUUUAAAAGAACAUACACACAUGUGCCAAGUGUGCGUAAUUCUGUGAAAAGCAAACUGAGGAAGCAGAAUUUCUUUUUCAAAAGUCAAGACUUGAGUCAGAAAAGGAUAAAAUCAUGGAGCCGGAGGUGACCACAGAGGGCCAGGGCGCUAAUAUGGCACAGUCUGCCGCCUCCAAAUUGUCCCAGAUGGGUGAAAGAACUAAACAACUGGGCAAUGUAAUCCAAGACCCAGAACGACAGAAACGGAUUAUUCUAGUAAUAGUCUGCGUAGCACUUUUAUUAGACAACAUGCUGUACAUGGUAAUUGUGCCAAUUAUACCCGAUUACCUUGAAGACCUACAGAAUGCAGCGGAUCAAAGCCAAGCUGUUGCAACCAACUCCACUAAUAGCACCCACAAGAUCACCAAGGGGAACUUCGAUCUGCAGAUAGGCGUUCUUUUUGCCUCUAAGGCCAUCCUGCAGCUCCUGGUCAACCCGCUAAGCGGCACGUUUAUAGACAGGGUCGGGUAUGAUAUCCCGCUCUUCAUCGGACUAAAUGUCAUGUUUCUCUCCACUGUUAUUUUUGCCUUUGCUGAAAACUACGCGACUCUCUUCCUGGCGCGCAGCAUGCAAGGCCUAGGCUCUGCUUUCGCCGACACAUCCGGGAUCGCUCUGAUCGCAGACAGGUACACAGAGGAGGCAGAAAGGAGCAAAGCGCUGGGCAUUGCCUUGGCUUUCAUCUCUUUUGGGAGUCUUGUGGCGCCCCCGUUUGGAGGGGUCCUCUAUGAAUUCGCAGGGAAGCCGGUGCCCUUCGUGAUUCUGGCCUGCAUCUGUCUCAUUGAUGGCAUAUUAUGUCUGACUGUGCUGAAGCCCUUCUCUAAUCGUGAGAGAGAAAACAUGCCAGUGGGUACCCCCAUAUACAAACUCAUGAUUGAUCCUUACAUAGCUGUUGUGGCCGGUGCUCUGAUCAUUUGUAACAUCCCCCUCGCUUUCCUCGAGCCCACUAUAGCCAACUGGAUGGAGGACACCAUGCAUUCCAGCCAGUGGGAGAUCGGCAUGACAUGGUUCCCUGCAUUCUUUCCUCAUGUCCUAGGUGUGUAUCUCACUGUGAAAUUAGCAGCCAAGUACCCCCAUCUGCAGUGGUUUUACGGGGCUAUAGGUAUGGUAUUUAUAGGCGCAAGCUCGUGCACAGUGCCAGCCUGUAAAAACUUUGGACAGCUGAUGAUUCCGCUGUGUGGCAUCUGCUUUGGAAUCGCCUUCGUGGACACGGCACUUCUACCAACUUUGGGUUUCUUAGUGGAUGUGCGCCACGUGUCAGUGUAUGGCAGCGUGUACGCGAUUGCAGACAUCUCCUACUGCGUGGCGUAUGCCCUGGGGCCCGUGGUGGCCGGACAGAUAGUGCACGACCUGGGCUUCGUUCAGCUCAACUUGGGCAUGGGGCUCGCCAACGUACUUUACGCACCGGCGCUGCUCCUGCUGAAGAACGUGACACAAAUGAAGCCUUCUUUCUCCGAGCGAAACAUGCUCCUAGAAGACGGUCCAACGGGACUGUAUGAUACGAUUAAGAUGGAGCAACGGGAGAAAAAGAGAAAGGGUUUGUGUACAACGAUUGACGAGAAUGGCAUUGAGACCUUUGCUCAGCGCUCUUAUUCAGAGGAGGAAUCCUCUGGGGGAGAGUAUGCGUAAAAGACCUUUAGCUGGGUGUUAAACUAUCCAAGUGCCGAUGUAGAGUUGUCUGUAUCAUGUCCGAUUCAACCAAUUCCAUAACACGAGUAUGAUUGUGUAACAAUAUCAAUUAUUUACCGCUUCUGGUGACAAGUUCUCUGGGUUUUGUCAAAUCGAGUAGGUUAAAGCUUUAGCAGAAAGGUGCUCGCUUUCUUUAUUUAAAGUUGAGAUUCCUGUGAAAG
This is a messenger RNA of Pelmatolapia mariae (spotted tilapia), 2126 nucleotides long. RefSeq names its product solute carrier family 18 member 3a (gene slc18a3a). The coding region runs from base 355 to 1905 and encodes 516 amino acids. The record is from RefSeq and is a predicted model, not a curated record. Gene Ontology annotation, cellular component: terminal bouton; AP-1 adaptor complex; AP-2 adaptor complex. The transcript has a single exon. NCBI's taxonomy places the organism in Eukaryota, Metazoa, Chordata, Actinopteri, Cichliformes, Cichlidae. Gene Ontology annotation, biological process: transmembrane transport; chemical synaptic transmission; xenobiotic transport. Gene Ontology annotation, molecular function: xenobiotic transmembrane transporter activity; acetylcholine transmembrane transporter activity.